AUGAAUAUUUUAGAUAAUUCAUCAAUGAAUUUGAAAUUACUUAUUUUUCUCUUCUGUUCUAAUUUUUUACUGCUAUAUUCAAUAACAGAUGCUUGUGGUAUUAAUGAAUGGCGAUGUGAAACAGGCGGUCGUUGUAUACCAUUAUCAUGGCGUUGUAAUCGAAUAAAUGAUUGUACUGAUGGGUCUGAUGAACGAAAUUGCACUUAUCCACGAUGUUCGGAAUCACAAUUUGAUUGUGGUGAUAGAUGUAUACCUCGUUCAUGGGUAUGUGAUGGUGACAAUGAUUGUGGAAAUAAUACUGAUGAACAAAAUUGUCCUCCAAGAAGAUGUUCAAGUACACAAUUUCAAUGUAAUGAUUCACGAUGUAUAGAUGCAUCCAUGAAAUGUAAUCAUGUAAAAGAUUGUAAUGAUGGUAGUGAUGAAGGAGCAUUUUGCAAUUAUCGUCAAUGUGAUCCUUCAACUGAAUAUCAAUGUGAUGUACAACGGUGUUUACCAUUAACACAAAAAUGUGAUGGAUAUUAUAAUUGUGAUGAUCGAACUGAUGAACUCAAUUGCAAUAGUACAGCAUGUUCAAUAUAUCAAUUUCGAUGUGUAUCCGAUGGUAGAUGCAUACCAAAUUAUCAACGUUGUGAUUUUCGUUCACAAUGUUUUGAUGGAUCCGAUGAAGCAAAUUGCACACGACCUAAUUGUACUUCAAACCAAUUUCGAUGUGCUAAUGGAAGAUGUAUUCCAUCAUCAUGGGUUUGUGAUCGUGAUGAUGAUUGUCUUGAUCGUAGUGAUGAAAUACAUUGUAGUGCACGACAAUGUCCACCACAUAUGUAUCCAUGUAAUGUAACUGGUCAAUGUAUUGAUAUAACAAAAGUAUGUAACGGUCAACAAGAUUGUAUUGAUGGUACAGAUGAAAGUUCACAAUGUGGUACUCAACUUUGUGGUUUUUUGUCAUGUGAACAUGCAUGUCGUCCAACACCAGAUGGUCGUGGUAGAUGUUAUUGUCCACUUGGAUUUCAAAUUAAUCCAACUGAUAAUCGUUCUUGUAUUGAUGUUAAUGAAUGUGAAAUUUGGGAUGAAUGUGAUCAAGAUUGUCAAAAUACAAUUGGAUCAUAUGUUUGUACUUGUCGAGCAAAUUAUACACUUGAAGCUGGCAAUCGUUGUAAACAUACAAAUAGUGAUAACAUGAAAAUGUUUGUAGCUAUAGCUAAUAAAAUCUAUGAAAUUGAUCGACUUCGUAAUGCACGAAUCAUUUAUACUGGUCCAGAAAAUAUGACAGUAUAUGCUAUUGAUUAUCACUAUCGAAAUCAAUUACUUUAUUUUACUGAUCCAUACGCACAUAAAAUUUUCUCAUUAUCAUUAUCAUCUCCGUCAUUAUCGGCAAGACUAAUUCUUGAAAAAAAUAUUCGUAUGCCAGUAUCAAUUGCUAUUGAUUGGAUUACAAAUAAAAUAUAUAUUGUUGAAUAUGAAUUAGCACGUAUUGACAUGUUGUCCUUAGAUGAAAAAAUGAUGAAAACAAAUAUAAUUAUUAAUAAUCUUUAUCAACCAGUAGCAAUAGCUAUUGAUCCAAUAGCUGAAUAUUUAUUUGUUGCUGAUGAAGGUAAUUGGAAUCGAAUACCAGCAAGAAUUAAUCGAUGUCUUCUUGAUGGUACUCAAUGUACAACAUUAAUUGAUCAAAAAUUAGAGCAACCAAGUGAUUUAACAGUCGAUUUUAUUAAGAAAAGAGUUUAUUGGGUUGAUCGAUCUUAUGAUCAUGUUGAAAGUUGUGAUUAUCAUGGAUCAAGAAGAAUAACAAUAACAUCCGGUAGUCUUAAUAUUCCAUUUACAGUUGGAAUUGAUUUGUUUGAAAAUAAUCUUUUUCUAACGGAUGAUGUGAAAGGUGCCGUAUUACAACUUCGACGUCAUUUUAAUUCAAAUACAAGUUAUUUUUAUAAACCUGAAUCAUUUAUUCGACCACAAGGAAUAGCUAUUUAUCAUGAAACACGACAACCAAAUAGAAUAAAUCCAUGUAAUGGAACAUAUAAUGGUGGUUGCGAACAUUUAUGUUUACUUGGAAGAGGUUAUUUAUUAUCGAACAGUUAUCAAUGUCGAUGUCAAUCAGGUUUUCGAUUAAAAUCAGAUUUAAAAUCAUGUGAACCGGUGAAAGAUUUUCUUCUUUUAACACGAUUAACUUCUAUUCGUGGAAUUGAUUUUAAUCGUGAUUCAACUAUUGAAGCUCGACCACCAAUUGUACCUGAUCGUCGAACUUCUAUAUCAGAUUCUGUAUUUGAUUAUGAAGACAAAACUGUUUAUUUUUAUGCUCAAAGAAGUCAAAUGAUUUAUUCAUCGAAAAUGGAUGGUGAAAAACCGACACCAGUUACAACAUCUAAAAUAUUUCCAAUAGUUAGUGCUUUAGCAUAUGAUUGGUAUUCAAAAUUACUUUAUAUGACAUCAAUAAGUGAAAGUCAACUUCUAGUUGUUAGAAUUAAUGGUAGAGAUUUUCCACAACGUACUCUUGUUAAUGGAACCACUGGUAUACAUGGUGUUGCUUUAGAUCCUUUACAAGGAUAUGUAUUUUAUUCAACAAUUCUACGUCCAGCAAAAAUCUAUCGUAUGCUAUCUGAUGGAACAAAUCGUAAUAUAAUUGUUCCAAAUGAAUUGGGUACACCCUAUCAUUUAACAUGUGAUUAUUCAACAAAACGUCUGUAUUGGACUGAUGGUGCAUUAUCACGUAUUCAAUAUUCAGAUUAUAAUGGUCGAAAUAUUCAAUCAUUAAGAGGACGAUUAAUAUCACAUCCAUUUGGAAUUGCAAUUUAUGGAUCUCGUCUUUAUUUUACUGAUGCAACAUUAGAAAGUGUAUUUGAAAGUAGUAAAACAUACAGUGGUUAUGCAUCACCUAUUCGAUCAAAUAUUCCAUCGAUUACAACAGUUAAAGUUUAUGCAGAAUCAUCUCAACCAAUGAAUAUAACACAUCCAUGUCGAAGAAAUAAUGGUGAAUGUUCAGAUUUUUGUUUUCCAAGACAAGAACAAGGUAUUUUAACAAGAGUAUGUGGCUGUCGUUAUGGUCGAAAACUAAAUUCAAUGAAUAAUCAAGAAUGUAUUGAUAAUUCUCAAGCUGAACCAAGUCAAACAUCAUGUGACGGACGUUUUCAAUGUCGAAAUGGUCGAUGUAUUCCAUUAAGUUAUAAAUGUGAUGGAGAUGAUGAUUGUCAUGAUAACAGUGAUGAACAAAAUUGUCCAGCUGGAACACCAACAUGUGGAACAAAUCAAUUUCAAUGUAGAACUAGUCGUGUUUGUAUAAAUAAACAACUUGUUUGUGACGGUUAUCCACAUUGUCAAGAUCGUUCAGAUGAAUCUAAUUGCAGUCAAACUUGCACACAAAAUCAAUUUCGUUGUGCAACAGGAAAAUGUAUUCCUAAAUCAUGGAUAUGUGAUAAUGAAAAUGAUUGUGGUGAUUCGAGUGAUGAACAAAAUUGUCAAGAAAGAACAUGUGAUCCGUUGACACAAUUUGCUUGUCCUCAUACACCUGGUAAAUGUAUUCCGAAUGGAUGGAAAUGUGAUGGUCAAAAUGAUUGUGGUGAUAAUGCUGAUGAACUCGAUUGUCCACCAAUAACUUGUGGUGCUGGACAAUUUCUAUGUUCACGUGAUCGUAUGUGUAUUAAUGCAACACGAAGAUGUGAUGGUAUUGCAGAUUGUCAAUCAUUGGAAGAUGAACGAAAUUGUGCCGGAUCGGUACCAUCAUAUUGUCGAGCAGACCAAUUUCGUUGUGGAUCAACUUGUAUACCAAAUGCUUGGCGUUGUGAUGGUCAUCGAGAUUGUGCCGAUGGAUCGGAUGAACCACCAAGUUGUGGUGCAAGAAAUUGUACAUCAAAUGAAUUUCGUUGUGUAUCAACGGGUGACUGUAUUCCCAAAGGGUGGAUGUGUGAUCAUGAAGAUGAUUGUGACGAUGGUUCGGAUGAAGGCGCAGAACUAUGUCAAACUGCACCUUUUUCAUGCCCGGAAAAUCAAAUGAUUUGUCCUGGUACGACAAUUCAUCAAUGUGUAAAUGUUACACAGGUCUGCGAUGGUAAACCUGAUUGUCCUGGCGGUGGUGAUGAAUCACCAUUAUGUAAUAAUGAUCAAUGUUCAAUUGAUAAUGGUGGUUGUAGUCAUACAUGUCAUCGAUCACCAUUUGGUGCUUUAUGUCUUUGUCAACCCGGGUUUCAUGUACAAAAUACAACAAAUAAUAAAAAAUGUGAAGAUAUCAAUGAAUGUAUAGAAAACCCAAAUGCAUGUCAUCAAUAUUGUUUAAAUACAAAUGGAAGUUUUAUGUGUUCAUGUGCUGAAGGUUUUGUAUUGCAAUCAGAUGGACAUAGUUACGAAACUGGUAUUCGUUUAUUAACUACACGUCAAUCAAUAAUGGAAUGGUUUUCACCAACACUACGAACUUAUGGUCAAAUUAAUCUUGGUCCCAAUAUGCGUUAUAUAAUUGCAUUUGAUAUUGAUAAUCGAACAAAUACAUAUUUCUGGUCUGAUUUAGUAACAAACAUAAUCUAUAGUCGAACAGAGCGAGCAAAUAACUAUACUAAACUUAUUACAAGUGGUAAUAGUUUUAUAGCUGAUAUGGCAUUUGAUUGGAUUGGACGUAAUUUAUAUUGGACAGAUUAUAUGCUUGAACAUGUUGAAGUGUCAACAAUGGAUGGUCGUUAUCGUCGAAUAUUAUUUCAUGAAAAUUUAACAAAUCCAUGGUCAAUUGCUGUUGAUCCACGUGCUGGCUUACGAUAUUUAUUUUUAACUGAUUGGGGUAAAAAUCCACGCAUAGAACGUGCUAGUAUGGAUGGUCAACAACGUCUAAGUAUUGUUAAUGAUUCAAUUGAAAUGCCAGUUGGUUUAACACUUGAUUUAAUACGUCAAGAAAUUUAUUUUACAGAUCACCAUUUAAAUUUUAUUGAAGUUGUUAAUUAUAAUGGUGAAAAUCGACGAAAAAUUUUAGCUAAUUCACAUUUUUUACAUGGACCAAUAUCAAUAAAUGUUUAUGAACAAUAUCUUUAUUGGUAUGAUUCAUUUUCAAAUGAAGUAAGACGUUUAAAUCGUUUUGAACAUGGUAUAAAAGCACAAAAACAUGAAAGAAUUUUAUCAAGAUCAGGAAUAAUUUCAAUGAAAAUGUCACAUCAAAUUUAUCAACCAUAUGAAACAAAUCCAUGUCAACAAUCUCGUUGUACCCAAUUAUGUCUUCUCUCUCAUACUGCACCAUUAGGUUAUACAUGUGCAUGUUCAACUGGGUAUAUUCUUGAACAAGAUCAAAUUACAUGUGCAAAAGAUCAUUCACCAUUUAUUAUUUAUAUGAGACGUGAUACAAUUGGUGGUAUUAGCGUAAGACAUAAUCAACAAUAUAUUGAUGAAAAUUCAAAUUAUGAUGAUUUAUGGGAACGAUUUGUUACAGUAACUGAUCUUCAUAAUGGUUAUGAAUUUGCAUUUGAUGAAGUUAAUGAAACAAUUUAUUGGGCACAAGUUAAUGGUUUCUUACCAGAUGGAACUCUUAAAUAUGAAAUUCGCCGAAUUAAUUUCGAUGGUACUAAUGAAACUGUUUUCUACGGUGAUGAUGAAAUAUUAGUUGGUAUGGAAGCUGGUACAAUGCAAAUUGAUGCUGUUGGACGCAAUCUAUUUAUUGCUAAUAUUCGUCAUAGUCGAAUAGAUGCAAUAUCUUUAAAUGGUCUAUAUCAUACAAUAGUAUUUAGUGAUCAUGAAAAUGCUACAGGUGUAAUGCACCCUACAGCACUUGAUCUUGAUACAACAAAUGGUUAUGUUUAUUGGAUUGAUUUUGGUGGUGGACAAGUUCCUAUGAAAAUAGGUCGAGUUCGUUUUGAUGGAAAAUAUCCUGAAAAUGUUAUUGUUGAGAAUCUUUUACGACCAAAUUAUAUUGUUUACAAUCUUGAUCUUCAUUGUAUAUUUUGGAGUGAUGUUGGUAUACAAAAAAUUUCAUAUCAUUGUAUGGAUUCAGGUGAUACAAAAGUACUUGAUGUUGAAGUAAAUAAUCCACAAGGUUUUGAUUUUCUUACUCAUUACUAUCCUCCAACAUCACCAUUAAUAACAAUUAGUGAUAAUGAUGAUAUAACAUCAACACAUUAUUCAUUAUUUUUUGUUGAUAAAGAAUAUGAAGGUGUCUAUAAAAAAUGGUUUGAUCAUCGUUUAAAUCCUGUAUCAGAUGUUAUACCCGUACGAACAAAUCAAGAAGAUCCAAGACAAGUUCGAGCUUAUCCACGUUAUGAAGCUUUCAAUGCAUAUUGUUAUUAUGGUUCAUAUUGUGAACAAAUCUGUUUUCAAAUUGAUUCUAAUAAUCGUGAUACACCAACAUGUGAUUGUGCUAUCGGAUAUAAAUUAAAUAGUGACGGCCGAACAUGUUCACCUAAAAGUCAACAAUAUAUUGUUUAUAGUACACGUUCAUUAUUACGAGCAUUUGAUUAUCGAUCAAAUGAUUCAGCAAGAGAAGAUGUUAUGCCAUUGAUUCCUGGUAAUGAUAUGGAAAUGCUAGCAGUUCGAUAUUCCAAUCGUGAAUUAUAUUGGAUAAAUGCAAAUCGUUUAAUUCGUCGUGCAGUAUGGACAGAUAAUCGAACAUGGAAUGUAACAAAUUAUCUACAAAUAAGUGUUGGAUCACAAAGAAAUUAUAUUCUUGGUCUUACACUUGAUUGGAUAGCGGGAAAUUUAUAUUUUUCUUAUAUAACAAAUUCAUAUGGUCAUUUAGAAGUUAAUCGUCUUGGUACAGAUCAUCGAUUAAUUUUACGAAAAGGAGCAAAUGAAACAAUUUAUUCUCUCGCUGUUAAUCCAAAACGAAGAUUUCUUUAUUGGUGUGAUCGUGGUCAACGUGUUCGUAUAGGUCGUUCAUUACUCAAUGGUGAAAAUAUAACAUAUCUUGUAACAACACAAAUUAUUCGACCAGAAUCGAUAACAAUUGAUUUUCUUACUGAUGAUGUUUAUUGGUCAGAUUCCAUACGUGAUACAGUUGAAGUUAUAUCAUGGGAUGGAAGAAAUCGUCGAACAGUUUCACGUAAUAUUCCAAAAGCAAUUAGUCUACUUAUUGCAAAUAAUGAUUUAUAUAUCAUGGAUCGAGCAUUUUCAUCGAUAAUGCGUAUUAAUAAAACAGUUAGUAAUUUGACACAACGUUUAGAAUCAAUAUUAACAUUAAAAACGUUUGAAGUUGGUGGUAUGGUAUUAUUUGAUGAACAACCAAAUUUUGAAUCACCAUGUCAAACAUCAACAGUUCGACAACGUUUUUGUGAAGAUCUUUGUUUUGCUAUGCCUGAUACAAGUGUACCACAAUGUGCAUGUGCAUAUGGAACAUUAAAUAUAGAUCGACGAACUUGUUCACCACCAAAUGAAUAUUUACUUGUUGCAAUGGAAAAAGAAAUUCGUUCAAUGUCAAUGGAACCACAUGGUUCAUCAUCAAGUGCACCAUGGCGUGCAAUUACAAAUUUAAGUAUGGUUGUUGGAAUUGAUUUUGAUUAUCGAGAUAAGAAAAUAUUUUAUACGGAUCUUCGUUUACAAGAUAUAUUUUCAUUUGAUAUGGAUGAUCCAAAUCCACAUGCACGACAAUUAAUACAAUCAAAUGUUACUGGUCGUUCACAACCUGUUGGUAUAUCAUAUGAUUGGGUAUCCGAUCGUUUAUAUUGGACAGAUGAACGAUACGGAAGAAUAAUUUCGGCUAGAAAUAAUGGUUCAGAAAGAUUAGUUAUAGCUGGUAGUUCAAAACCAAGAGCUAUUGUUGUUCAUCCAUGCAAAGGGUUAUUAUUUUGGUCAGAUGUUGGUGUAUAUCCAUCUAUUCGCCGUUCAACAUUAACUGGAAGACAAGUAACUUAUAUUAUUACGACUAAUAUAAGAUGGCCAAAUGGAUUAACAAUUGAUUUUGAUGAUGAUCGUAUUUAUUGGGCAGAUGCUUGGUUUGAUCGUAUUGAACGUGCAUCAUUAGAUGGUACAAAUCGAGAAGUUAUUUCAACAGUUGUUCAUCCAUUUGCAAUAACUCUUCAUGGACAUUAUAUUUAUUGGACGGAUUGGUCUCUUCGUGGUAUUUAUCGUGCCGAAAAAUAUACUGGUGCUAAUAUGGUUGAAAUGCAAAAUGAUCUUCCAUAUCGUCCAAUGGAUAUUCAUGUUGUAUCUGAUCAACGUCAAAAAUGUGCAUAUUCGCCAUGUAAUAUAAGUAAUGGUGGUUGUAGUCAUAUAUGUAAAACAGCAGCUGAUAAUCAAGUUGAAUGUGCUUGUCCAAGUGGACAACAAUUAAAAUUAGCUAAUGAUCGACGAAUGUGUGUUCCAUUAUCAUCAUCAUGUGCUUCAAUUAAUUUUACUUGUCGAAAUGGUCAAUGUCUUUCAAGACGAAAAGUUUGUGAUGGUCAAUCAGAUUGUUCUGAUGGUUCAGAUGAAGAUUCAAGAUUUUGCUCACGAUAUGCUUGUCGACCAACUGAAUAUCGAUGUUUAAGUGGUGGAUGUAUUCCAUAUAUUGAACGAUGUGAUCGAAAAAUUGAUUGUAAUGAUGGCAGUGAUGAAAAUAAUGCAUUUCAACCAUGUGUAUAUCCUCAAUGUCCCGAAGGACAAUUUACAUGUAAUAAUUUUCGUUGUAUUGAUAAUUUUAAACGUUGUAAUGGUUAUGAUGAUUGUAAUGAUGGUAAUGCAACUGAUGAAAUUGGUUGUCCAUCUCGUAUUUGUAAUGGAACAAAUAGUAUGAAAUGUCCAAAUAAUAAUAUUUGUAUUCAAAGAACUUAUUUAUGUGAUGGUGAUAAUGAUUGUGGUGAUAAUAGUGAUGAAAGUCCGAUUUUCUGUCAUAGCAUUGAAUGCAAUACAACGGAAUUUCGAUGUGGAAAUGGUCGUUGUAUACCAUAUUCUUGGGUAUGUGAUGGUCAACGAGAUUGUAUAAAUGGUACUGAUGAACCAGCUGAUUGUCGUUCAUCAAAUCGAACAUGUCCAAGUGGUCUUUGGAAAUGUGACAAUGGUCGAUGUAUUAGUCCAGAACAACGUUGCAAUGGUAUUGAUGAUUGCCGAGAUGGAAGUGAUGAAGAUGAACGACAUAAUUGUGCUGAAAUGCCUUGCAGUGCAACACAAUUUCGUUGUCCAUCAGGUUUGAAAUAUAAUGCACGUUUAAGAUGUCUUGAUCGAUCAGCUGUUUGUAAUGGAAUUGCAAAUUGUUUGCGUGGAGAAGAUGAAGCUAAUUGUACAAGACGUAAUUGUUCAUCAUAUCAAUUUCAAUGUGAUAAUGGUCUUUGUGUACCACGUUCGUAUGUUUGUGAUCAUGACAAUGAUUGCGGAGAUGGAUCCGAUGAGCCUGCUUCAUGUGCAUCACAAUAUCGAAAUUGUACUAAUACAGAAUAUCGAUGUGAAAAUGGACGAUGUGUAACAAAAGCAGCAACAUGUAAUGGAUAUAAUGAUUGCCAUGAUAAUUCAGAUGAAAAACCAUCAUUAUGUCAAGUAGAACAAUGUCCAUCGGGACAAUUUCAAUGUCGAAAUAAAGAAUGUAUACCAUAUGAAGUUGUUUGUAAUGGUGUACGAAAUUGUACUGAUGGAAGUGAUGAACCACCUAGUUGUGGUGUUAAUGAAUGUGCUUCAUCAAUUUUAAGUGGUUGUGAACAUGGUUGUGUUAAUACAUUAACUUCUUUUCGAUGUACAUGUCGACCAGGUUAUAAAUUAGCAACAAAUCAGAAAAAUUGUUGGGAUAUCAAUGAAUGUGUCGAAACUCCAAGUGUUUGUCAACAAUUUUGCGAAAAUAUACCAGGUUCUUAUAUAUGUAAAUGUGCAUCUGGUUAUGAAAAAGGUCUUGAUGGACGUAGUUGUAAUCGAUUAAAUCGAACCAUUGUUCCAUAUGUAUAUUAUACGAAUAAAUAUUAUGUUCGUGCUAUUGGUCUUGAUGAACAAAAUGAAUUAACUGUUGCACGUGGUUUUAUGGAGUUAUCAAGCAUAACAUAUGAUUGGAAAGAUCAAAAGUUAUAUAUUGGUGAUCGAAUAGCGGGUAAAAUUUAUCGAAUGAAUUUCAAUGGAACACAAUCAACAGUUAUAAUAGAAGGCAAUCAAAUACGUUUUCUACGUGCAUUAGCUAUUGAUUGGAUUGGACGAAAAUUAUAUCAAUUAUUGGGUACAUCUGAAAUUCGUGUUAGUGAAUUAGAUGGUCGUUAUGGUAUAACAUUACUUGAUUCAAGAUAUUUAUCACAACCAAAUUAUCUUGCUAUUGAUCCAUUAGCUGGUUAUUUAUUUUAUUCAGAUUGGGGACAAGCACAUAUUGGAAGAAUUAAUUUAGAUGGAAAUAAUUUUGUUAAAAUUAUUGGUACUGAUGUAUCUGGACCAUUAGGUUUAACAAUUGAUAUUAUUACUCAAAGAAUUUUUUGGAUUGAUAGACGUUUACAAAGAUUAGAAUUCAGUAAUUAUAAUGGUGGUCAACGUAAAAUAGCAUUUUCUGGACAUGAUUAUGUUCCAUAUUCACUCAGUGUUGCAUUUAUUGAUGGUUAUGUUAUAUGGUCUGAUUUUACUAAUCAUUCAUUAUUUCGUGCUGAUGCAUUAAACGGUUCAAAUAAAAAUAUACUUUUACCAAAUACAAUCAAUGAAGUUAUAGCUCUUACUGUUAUUCAUCCAUCAUUACAACCACAAGUUCCAAAUCCAUGUGGAAUAAAUAAUGGUGGUUGUUCGCAUUUAUGUUUAUUAACAGUAAAUCAAUCAUAUACAUGCGCAUGUCCUGAACAUUUUUCAUUUAUGAAUAAUGGAAAUAAUCGAACAUGUGUAUCAAAUUGUAGUUGUAAUCAACAUCGUUGUGGUCCACCAAAUGAACGAUGUAUACCAUGGUCAGCAAAAUGUAAUGGAGUUAAUGAUUGUGAAGAUGGAUCCGAUGAACCAAGUACAUGUCCAGAACGACGAUGUGCAUCAACACAAUUUCAAUGUCGAAAUCAAAAUUGUACACCAAUAUCAUAUGUUUGUGAUGGAAUGGAUGAUUGUGGUGAUAAUUCAGAUGAAGAAAAUUGUCAAUGCCGUUGUAUGCCAGGAACAUUUCGUUGUAAUUCCGGUCCAUGUUUACCAAUGAGAUUUCGUUGUGAUGGUUAUCGACAAUGUUCUGAUGGUAGUGAUGAAUUAAAUUGUGUUAAUCGUACAUGUACUCAUUAUCAAUUUACAUGUAAUAAUGGACGAUGUAUACCAGCAUCAUAUGAAUGUGAUUUAGAUAAUGAUUGUGGUGAUAAUAGUGAUGAAAAUGCAUAUUUUUGUCGUAAUCGACCUUGCCGUGAGGAUCAAAUUCGUUGUCCAAAUUCAUAUAAAUGUAUAUCACAAAUAGCACGUUGUAAUGGUUAUAAUGAUUGUGGUGAUAAUAGUGAUGAAAAUCCAAAUCAAUGUCCGCCAUGUAAUGAUGCAAAUCAUUUCCGAUGUAAUAAUGGACAAUGUAUUCCAAGAAGUUCGCGAUGUAAUCAUCGAAAUGAUUGUCGUGAUGGAUCAGAUGAAACUCCAGCAACAUGUAUCUAUCGUGCAUGUAGUGAAGAUGAAUUUCGAUGUGCCAACGGUCGAUGUAUUCCACAACGAUGGGUAUGUGAUCAUGAUUAUGAUUGUGGUGUAGGUGAUACAUCGGAUGAAGCUGUUGACUGUGCUGCUCGACCAUGUCCGAAUGGAUACUUUAAAUGUGCAUCUGGUCAUUGUAUAAGUAAUACAAGUCGUUGUGACGGUUAUGCUCAAUGUCGGGAUGGUUCUGAUGAAGCAGGCUGUCCACCACGUGGCCCUAAUGGUCAAUAUUGUCCAACAGAUCGUUUUACUUGUAAUAAUACUCUUUGUAUUAAUAAGAACUGGGUUUGUGAUGGAGAUAAUGAUUGUCUUGAUAAUAGUGAUGAAACAAUUGAAUUAUGUCGAACAGUACCUUGUAACUCAACCUAUCAUUUUCGAUGUACAAAUGGUCGAUGUAUCUAUCGAUGGCGUGUAUGUGAUCAUAGAGAUAAUUGUGGAGAUGGUAGUGAUGAAGAUAUUCAUGGUGUAUGUCAACCAAAUCGACCAGUAACAUGUCCAGAAUUUCAUUGCACUCAUACAAAUCGUUGUAUACGAUAUUCAGAUUUAUGUGAUGAAAUUGAUGAUUGUGGUGAUGAAUCCGAUGAAUUAUCAUGUCAUCAUAAUACAACAAUAACAUGUGCUACUCAACCAAAUCACUGUGAUCAACGAUGUCAUGAUUUACCAAAUGAACGAGGAAUUGUUUGUUCAUGUAACGCAGGUCAUAAAUAUAAUAAAGAAACAUUAAAAUGUGAAGAUAUAAAUGAAUGUGAAAAUGUUACUUUAAAUUAUUGUUCACAAAUCUGUGUUAAUACUAAAGGUGGUUUUCGAUGUGAAUGUGCAGCUGGUUUUCAACCAAGUGCAGUUAAUAGAUCAGAUUGUCAUCCAACAGAUCAAACAAUUGAUCUUCUUAUAUCUGAACCUGAUGAAAUUCGUCGUCUUCGUCGAAAUACUAUAGAAAAUGCAUCACAUUAUGGUGUACUUAUUGAAGAUCAACAUGAUGCUAGUUUUAUUUCUAUUGAUACAAAUAAUCGUGUAUUCUAUUGGAUGGAUGAAUCUACAUCAGAAAUUUAUCGUGCACAUCUUACACCAAAUACAGUGUCAACAGUAUAUCCUCAAGAAAUUCUAACCGAGGAUACACAUCAUUUAAUAAUUCCAAGUAGUAUUGCUAUUGAUUGGAUUGGUCAAAAUGUUUACGUAACUGAUCUUAUUCAUGGUUGUAUAUGGGUUUUAAAAAAUGAUGGACGUUACGCAACUAAAUUAAUAACAAAUAUUGAAUCACCAUGGGUUGUUACUGUUAAUCCAAUACUUGGAAUACUUUAUUUUAUUAAUUAUGAACAUGGAGCUGUUGAGAAUCCUAAUGAACGCAUUGUUGCUAUUGAAUCAGCUUAUAUGAAUGGUGAAAAUCGUACAAUAUUAGUUGAUACAGAUAUCGUAUAUCCAACAGAUUUAGUUAUUGAUUUCUAUCAAAAUUAUCGUGUUUAUUGGGCAGAUGAAAAAAAAGAAUCAAUUGAAUCCAUGAACUAUGAUGGAACAGAUCGUGUUGUUAUAGCACAUAUUGGAAUACAUGCACCACAUUCAUUAGAUAUAUUUGCAAGUCAUUUAUAUUGGAUUAAUCGUGAAAAUCGUUCGUUAUAUACAAUUGAAAAAUUUGGACGUGGAAUAUCAACACUUGUUAUUGAUAAAUUAGAAUUACCUUUAUUCGUAAGAAUUUAUCAUCCAUUAAAACAAAGUCAAUCAGUAUCAAAUCCAUGUACAGUAGCUAAUUGUUCACAUUUAUGUGUUUUAAAACCAUUAAAUCAAUAUGAAUGUUUAUGCCCAUUGAAUACAACAAUUCAAGAAGAUAGUCGAACAUGUAAUGCACCACUUGUUACUCCACGUAGCUUGUUAGAAUGCCGUUGUGUACACGGUAAAUGUGUUUAUCAUGUUGAUGAAACUGCUGGUCAUCAAUUAACUGGUUGUCUUUGUUUUGGAGGUUAUACAGGUGACUAUUGUGAUAAACCUCGGAAAUGGCCAUUCCAUUCAAAUACACUAAAAAUUAUUAUCAUUACAUUAGUUAGUUUAUUAUUAGUUGGUAUUCUUACCUUUGGUUUAAUUCAAUUGAAACGUAAAGGAAAAUUACAAUCGAUUCCAACUCCACCAUUACCAUCACGUGUUCAAACAAUAAUGAACAAUAUACGUAAUUUUAUUACACGUUCAACAGAUAAUAUAAAUACAGUUCGAUUUCGAAAUGCUCAAUCUACUACAGAAUCAACAGCAGUAUUUCCAAACCCAAUGUAUGCUGCAACAACAACAGCAUCUAAUCAACCAGCUCAAUUGACGACAUCAUCUAGUGAACCGGCUAAAUUAAAUGUUGAAGUUCAGCCACCUCCAUCAAAGCCAAGUCGCAAAGGUGCUCCUACAUCUCCUCUUCGUCAACAAGUACAUUUUGAUCCUCAAAGCAAAGAAACUGAUCAUGAUAAAGCUAAUUUAGUUGUACGAAGUAGUAGCAGCGAUGCAUAA
Rotaria sp. Silwood1 is the source of this 13935-nucleotide messenger RNA. NCBI's taxonomy places the organism in Eukaryota, Metazoa, Rotifera, Eurotatoria, Philodinida, Philodinidae. The record is from the annotation of a GenBank genome assembly.